AUGGGAAGUCCGGGAAUGCAGCUGGCAGGCUUCAUCCUCGGCACCCUCGGAGGUUGCGGAACUUUGAUUACGUGCGUAAUGCCAGAAUGGCGACGACAGGAUAUGGCUGGUGAAGUUAUCGAGAUGCAAAUUCGAAAGCAGGGAAUCUGGUGGAACUGUAUGUACUUCUCUACUGGUCAAUGGCAUUGCGACGACUUCGACAGGAUUAUCGUUGGUCUACCUCCAGAGCUCCAAGCGGCUCGGGCGUUGAUGGUUCUCUCUUGCAUUCUCGCCUUUGGCGGUUAUUUCAUCGGAAACAUGUCGCUCAGCUGCACGACAUUCAUGUCUGAUAAUCCAACAGGCAAGAAGAGACUCUGCAUUACCUCGGCGCUUCUACUUGGCCUAUCUGCUCUCAUGACUGGCGUAUCUGUUUCGUUUUACGCAGCGAUCGUUGUUCAAGACUUCUAUCUUUCUGGAGGAAUGGCAGCUACUGGCCUCAGUUCUAGAGGAGGCAUGGGUGGAGGAAUCGGCAAUGUUGGCGGCAGAUAUGUCUACGGAACAGCUCUUUUCUUCGGUUGGGCGUCGAUGGGACUUGGUCUCUUAGGCUGCGUUCUACAGAUCAUGGGAUCGCGUGGAAUGGACGAAGACGACGACGAGUAUGAAGAUAGCGGCCGAAAUUUCAUGGCCCAAAAUAACGCUUACAACAAUCCAGCAUUCGCUACAAAAGGCCGAACUGGCACCGAAUACAUCUAA
Molecule: messenger RNA, 732 nt
Organism: Oikopleura dioica
Lineage: Eukaryota; Metazoa; Chordata; Appendicularia; Copelata; Oikopleuridae
Source: the annotation of a GenBank genome assembly